Molecule: messenger RNA, 871 nt
Organism: Arabidopsis arenosa
Lineage: Eukaryota; Viridiplantae; Streptophyta; Magnoliopsida; Brassicales; Brassicaceae
Source: the annotation of a GenBank genome assembly
AUCGACGAACAUAAAAACAAAUAUUUGGGUUUUUAGAGUUCGAUACUUGAAAUCUUUUUUUGGUUGUUGAGGAAUCGAAGUAGAAGAGCAUAAAUGGGUGUUAGAGAGAAGGAUCCGUUAGCCCAAUUGAGUUUGCCACCGGGUUUUAGAUUUUAUCCGACAGAUGAAGAGCUUCUUGUUCAGUAUCUAUGUCGGAAAGUUGCAGGCUAUAAUUUCUCUCUCCAAGUCAUCGGAGACAUCGAUCUCUACAAGUUCGAUCCUUGGGAUUUGCCAAGUAAAGCCUUGUUUGGGGAAAAGGAAUGCCAUGGAAGCUCCAAGUUGGAUGAUUGGGUAUUGUGUCGAAUUUACAAGAAAACAUCUGGAUCUCAGAGACAAGCUGUUACUACCCCGGUUCAAGCUUGUCGUGAAGAGCAUAGCACGAAUGGGUCGUCAUCGUCUUCUUCGUCUCAGCUUGACGACGUUCUUGAUUCGUUCCCGGAGAUAAAAGACCAGUCUUUUAAUCUUCCUCGGAUGAAUUCGCUCAGGACGCUUCUUAACGGGAACUUUGAUUGGGCUAGCUUGGCAGGUCUUAAUCCAAUUCCAGAGCUAGCUCCGACCAACGGACUACCGAGUUACGGUGGUUACGAUGCGUUUCGAGCGGCGGAAGGGGAAGCGGAGAGUGGGCACGUGAAUCAGCAGCAGAACUCGGGCGGGUUGACUCAGAGUUACGGGUAUAGCUCGAGCGGGUUUGGUGUUUCGGGUCAAACAUUCGAGUUUAGGCAAUGAGAGGGAGAGUUUACUGAUGGGUGAAAAAAAGUAAAAAAAGGAAAGAAAAAAAUAGCCUUGGAGAUGGUAGAGUGGCAAUUGAUGUAAAUAAUAGGGAUAUUUAUGG